AUGACAUCAUAUUUUGAUGAACACAAUUGUCAACCAUUAGAAUCAGGAGAAGAACCAAAUCAUCUAUUGGAUUUAGAUAGCGGAAUUAGUGCAGAAUUUCAAUUAAAAUUUGAACGUAUAUUUGGUCAUGUUGAUGGUCGAAAACAACCACCAGCAGCUAAACAUAUCAUUGGAUAUUAUAUGAUAACUGCUGGAAUUCUUCCUUCAUUAUUAAUAAUAAUAUUUAGUCUAUUAGUUAUGAGAAGUUUAAAACAAACACGAGAUCGUGUUCAACCAAAACGAGAAGAUCAAGAAAAUAAACAAUCAAUUAAUAUAUUUCAAAAACGUGAUAGAGAUUAA
This is a messenger RNA of Rotaria sp. Silwood2, 339 nucleotides long. The record is from the annotation of a GenBank genome assembly. Lineage: Eukaryota; Metazoa; Rotifera; Eurotatoria; Philodinida; Philodinidae.